This is a messenger RNA of Poecilia latipinna (sailfin molly), 968 nucleotides long. RefSeq names its product rab7a interacting mon1-ccz1 complex subunit 1 (gene rimoc1). NCBI's taxonomy places the organism in Eukaryota, Metazoa, Chordata, Actinopteri, Cyprinodontiformes, Poeciliidae. The transcript is spliced from 6 exons. Bases 30 to 860 code for a protein of 276 amino acids. Gene Ontology annotation, biological process: mitophagy. The record is from RefSeq and is a predicted model, not a curated record.
UGCUCACGUGACGUAUACUUUGUGUAGUCAUGGCAGACGACUACAGGCGACACGAUUUUGAGUUGGAGAGGAGAAUAUUUGAGAUAGACAACAAAUGUUCAUGUCUCCGCGCUGAAAAGCAAGAUGAUGACUAUUUGCAGAAUGCGUCUGCAAUACUAGAGAAGUUGAAGGGCUUUUACAGACAUGGAGGAGAAAGCUUGAACCUUUCCAAGCUGCUUCAGGAUUACACACAGGUGAUUCUUGACAUCACUUUCUAUGAAGAGAAUCAAUUGGUGGAUCAGGAAUUCCCCGAAGACUCCUCACCAUUUAAGAUCCAGCAGCUGCUGCAAGACCUGACUGAGCCAGAGGUGUUGGUGGCACGGCUGGCACCAGGACAGGAGGUGCAGUGCGUGUUGGGCACAGAGCUGUUGGAAUGUCUCUACUGGAGACGUGGAGCUCUGCUGUACAUGUACUGCCACACCCUUCAUCAGCGAAAGCAAUGGAUCAAGAAGAACAAGGACACAUUCAUUAAGUGUAUUCAAGAAGGUGUUCGGUAUUUGAUGCGGAUGCUGCAAGUUAGAAACACAGUGAAGCUCAGCGACGGGGUGGUCCUUCAUGACAGUGGAGCAAGCAUUUUAUCUGAGGGUAUUUUUUCAGACACCCACCUGCUGACGAUGAUGUACAUUGGGGAAAUGUGUUUCUGGGCCGUCAAGUAUGAGGACUGCAGCGCCGACCCUACAGACCACAAAGAAGACGGCCUCCAGUUUCGGGACAUCGGCACACAGAUUCUGAACAAAUAUGUGAAUGCCUGCGAGGGACCUCUGCAGGGCCAGGGCUGGAAUACAGAAAAUGCCAAGGAAAUCCUUAGUAUUUUACAGUGAAAUAAAGUGCUCAUGUGUAAAAGUUACCAUCAGGCGCAGAUCUGAGUUCAGUGUUCAAAUGUGUCAAACCCAAAUAAAUAUGGAACUCCGUAAAAGAGGUGCAGCGUU